AUGUUAACAAGGAUUCAAGUAUCACUGAUUUAUGGUAUAUUCAUUUCACUUUACUUAUGCAGUAAAUAUCAUGUAGAAAGUGCAAUUAGGUAUGUUGGUACUGUCCAAAACUUAAGUGUAGAAGCUUUACAAGAUAACAGAUACAUAGAAAGUAAUAAUACAUAUAAAUUCUUGCAACUUAAUAUAUCUUGGUUGCCUCCGAACAGUAACAGACAGCCUGCCUCCUAUAGCAUUAUAGUCACGGGUGUAUCAACAGGAGAAGAAACAGAUAUCUCAGAAUGUCCAGAAGGAUCAAUUUUUUAUACAUCAAACAACUACAAGCAACAUAAUGUCUUGCUACCAGAAAACAAUUCACCGGUUGAUAUGCCUGAUCUGUAUAUCCGGCCCAACUGUUCUUACAAAGUUCAAGUUAUUGCAAAUCCAAGAAAACCUAUGGUAAAUCCAUCUGAAGUCCUCUAUACAGUUCCAGAAUGCAUAGGUUACAAAUGUAGUUGUUCUAAUAUUAAGUCAAAACUACCAAUACCAAAAGUGAAUAUUACUCUACAAGAGGAUCAAGUAAUUGUAAAUUGGAAUACAACUACCGACACUUCUAAUGUUCAUUCUUAUAUAAUUAGUAUCGGUGUGCCGAUCUUAACAUCCAAAAAUGGGCUACCGGUAUAUAAUGUUACAAAACUAGGACAAGUGCCAGCAGAAAAGACCAUGUUUUUGUGGGGCAUGAAAUCCAAGAAUCAAUAUACAGAAAUAAAAGAUGGUUACAAAAUAGCAGUUACUGCUGUAAAUAAUCGUGGUUGCAUUGGAGUAGAAGGAAGAUUUAUUAUACACUCUACAUUAUGGGAGACCUCUAAAACUGUCAAUUACAAUCUAUGGUUCAUACUUAUUGGAAUAGUGGGUGGUUGCAUCUUUCUUGGAAUUCUAAGUCUUUUGUAUUAUAAUAACUGUUUCAGUAUAUUACAUUAUAAUAAUAAUUCUCGAAUCUGCAAAAUCAGCAGAGCUCAGUGGGCAGAAACAAUUCUCCAUAAGCAUAACAUUUUAUACAUUCAACCUAAAUCUGAGGAAGACUAUAAAGAAAAAAUAGAUAAACUACAAGUGUCGUUUAAAAAUAUAAAAUUGAUACAUGAAUUAGGCACUGGACACUUUGGUAAGGUGUAUCUAGGACGUUUAAGUGGCAUAAAGUCUACUCUGGUUGCUGUAAAAAUGUCCCAACAUGUUGGUAUAUCUACUGAAUUGGAGAUACGUCAACAAUUUAUAGAAGAAAUUAAGAUGAUGAGGAUGGCAGGGAAUCAUCCUCAUUUAGUGGGCCUCAUAGGCUAUUGUAUUCAACCGAAGAAACCAAUAUGUAUUCUGCUUGAAUACAUGCAAGGUGGAGAUCUAUUAACUUAUCUGCACGUUAAAAAGAAAACUCAAGCAAGCAAAAUUAUUCAACAUUACGAAAAUACAAGUGUUUUAGGAAACAUACAAUAUGCUCACAAAUACACACAACUUGGACUCAAAUAUGUAAAUAUUCCUAAGGAAGAGGAGACAGAAGAUAAAGAAAAGAAUUGUAACAAUAGAAUUGAAAGAGUUCAAUUUUUGAAAUUCGCUACAGAGAUCGCCAUGGGCAUGGGACAUCUAGAAGCCAAAGGAAUUACCCACAGAGAUUUAGCAGCAAGAAAUAUUCUCCUUGAUGCAAACUUGACUAUUAAGAUUUCCGAUUUUGGGCUUUCGCGCAAUGGUAUAUACGUGAUCAAAAAUAGUGAAGGGAAAGGACAUCGUCUUCCAAUACGAUGGAUGUCACCAGAGGCCAUUCGCGACCUUUCAUUUUCCUCAAAAAGUGACGUAUGGUCCUUUGGGGUAGUGCUUUGGGAAAUCGGCACGUUGGGCUCUUUUCCUUAUUCAAGUGUGCAGGACGAUCGUUUGUUACGUUACAUCGUGUGCGAGAAUGGUCGUUUGGAACAACCAAACGACAUGUCCUCUGACAUUUACAAAAUAAUGUGUUCUUGUUGGGCUACAGAGCCCGACGACAGACCGAAUUUUUUGCAGCUUUUUUCGAAAUUACAAAUUCUAAUUGACCCUCCGAAUACUCUUCGUUCGACAUUUAACCCUUGUUAUGCGCAGUCAUUUUGAAAAAAUAUGUACCGUCAAAUUCUUGGUGUUGUAUAUACAGUUAAAGGGAAGAACGAAAGCGCGCAUUUGGAAAGACGAUAAUACACGUUGAUUUGUACUAACUACCUUAUUACUAAACUUGAAUAAAAUAAAAU
Colletes gigas is the source of this 2237-nucleotide messenger RNA. RefSeq names its product tyrosine-protein kinase receptor torso-like. The coding region runs from base 1 to 2103 and encodes 700 amino acids. Gene Ontology annotation, biological process: cell surface receptor protein tyrosine kinase signaling pathway; protein phosphorylation; multicellular organism development. Lineage: Eukaryota; Metazoa; Arthropoda; Insecta; Hymenoptera; Colletidae. The transcript is spliced from 9 exons. Gene Ontology annotation, cellular component: signaling receptor complex. Gene Ontology annotation, molecular function: ATP binding; transmembrane receptor protein tyrosine kinase activity. The record is from RefSeq and is a predicted model, not a curated record.